CCGGCGCGUCCCCCGCGGGACGGCGGCGGCUGCCCCGGCGCUGCGCCGCCUCCCCGCAGGGCACCCGGCUCCGCGGCGGCGCGACGGGGAGGACUGAAGAGGUCUGAGAAUGAGAUGUGCUUACCAUGAAAGACCUGAAGAUCUUAGUUUACACAGAUAAACACAACAUACACAUCAGAAGAUGGAUGUGAAUGCAGACUGGGACUCUGAGAAUAACACAUGUGACACAGGUGAGAAGUGUUCAAAUUAUUCCAGACAGACCAAUAAAUGGGUGGGCCACAAAUCUAACCUCCAGAAGGAGGUAGACAUGAAUUGCUCACAGAGAUCUGCUCCUCAUUGCAACCCUGCUGGACCUUCAGGUAAACAGGAGCUUCCUGUGGAGUUGCAGUGUGAAGAUGAAGAGACCUAUGAGACCUACUACCAAAAACGAGGUGAGACUACAUCUGGUGUAUUUGUCACCUCCAGUACCAACUUUGAUUUGCAGUGUGAAGAUGAGGAUUUAGAGCACUGUUCCUCUAAGUGCCCCAAGAAACCACAGAGAAGGCUUUGUGAUGAUGAUGAAAACACUGUUCUUACUGACGUUUUUGGUGAGGAGAAGCUGGAGCCCAUCUCUGGGGAACCUUUGCCUCAUCAGUGCAAGAAGUGUGGUGCCUCUUUCCAGGGUAUGAUUGAGCUGCGGGAACACAAGCAGAUCCAUCUUGUGGAAAACUCAUACCGAUGUCCUGUCUGUGGCAAAGAGUUCUUUCGUGCUGCAAAUUUGCGAAUGCACAAACUCAUUCAUUCUAGUGACAGACCACAUAAGUGUCCAGAAUGUGAUAAGGGUUUCAUCCGCACGGCUGAUGUCUGGAGGCACCUACGCAAUGUACACAAGAUAGAGCGUUCCAUGGUGAUCUUAGGAAAUGGCAUGGCUAGGAACCCAUGGUCAAUAGUGCACCGUAACCAACACAGUGUUGAGUAUAAUGAUCAGCCAUGUACAGAAAACCAAAAGUCUGAGGAAGAAGACUAUAAACCUUAUGCCUGUCCAACAUGUGGCAAGGGUUUUGAUAAGCCUAACCUGCUUUCCAAACACAAGGUGAUCCACCGGCAAGACAAGCCUUAUAAAUGUCAAGAAUGUGGCAUGGCAUUUGUGCAGCUGCUCAGGCUGAAAAGACACCAGCAGACUCACUCUGGGGAGCGCCCCUUCUAUUGUGAGGAGUGUGGAGGGACAUUCACCCGUCUGGCAUCACUCCAGCGCCAUCAGCGGAUCCACACUGGAGAGAAGCCCUAUUCUUGUGCUUACUGUGGUCAUUCCUUCACUGAGUCUGGAACCCUACGAAGGCACGAGCGUACGCACAAAUUGGACAAAUCGUAAUACUUUAUUUGUUAUGAUUGUGAUCGCCUUGGUUGCUUCUUACCUGAAUGUGGCCUGUCUAACUGGAUUGAAGAGAGCACUUCAUCGCAUGAGCAAUAGUUAGUCUGGAUCCCACUUCCUAACAGUGGGGAACACCACUUUGUAGCAAGCUCUGCAACUUGCUCUGACAGAGAUUAUGCUGCUUGGCUUUACGCUGGCGUUGUAUGAAGAAAUAACUUCAUUACCGCUGUGUUUAUUAGCUGCAUUGGAGGUGCAUCAAGUUGAGCUUUCUGCAAGCAUGUGUGGGCCAUGGGUCUUUCCUCUGCAGUCUUGGUCACUGAACAAACUGUCCCUGCUCUCUGGAGUAAGAUUGUUCUUCAGCUCUAGGUUUGGCUAUGUGUUGUUGCAGGUCUUUGCAAAGGCAGAAUGGUCCAGAGGUGCCCACAUAUCCCUUCUGUCUGUGCAUUCUGUUGAGUUUUCUCUUCUUACUAGGUAUUUUUAUUUGGAGGGGAAGUAUCCUAUUGGUUAUUUAAAAAAAAAAGUUCCAUAAUAAAUUGAACCAUUAUCAGCUGUAUUUCAUAAAUGUUUUGAUCUAAGGGUAUACUGAUCCCUUACGCACUUUUGUGUGAUUAGUUGAAUGACUGUUAAUAAUGGAAAGAGAGCUUUAUUUUGGCUAUGAUGGUGCAUGUUGUUGAGGGGGAUUUGGACAGAUUUGUGUUUCUGAUGGAACUGUGCACUCUGUGUCCAGCUGAGACAAAGAGCAGGAAAAAGACCAAAUUAAAGUCACCUUUUGCUAA
Rhea pennata is the source of this 2127-nucleotide messenger RNA. Its product is annotated as zinc finger protein 501-like. Gene Ontology annotation, biological process: regulation of DNA-templated transcription. NCBI's taxonomy places the organism in Eukaryota, Metazoa, Chordata, Aves, Rheiformes, Rheidae. Gene Ontology annotation, molecular function: RNA polymerase II cis-regulatory region sequence-specific DNA binding; DNA-binding transcription factor activity, RNA polymerase II-specific. The coding region runs from base 182 to 1351 and encodes 389 amino acids. The transcript has 2 exons. The record is from RefSeq and is a predicted model, not a curated record.